UUCUGAAUUCUUUCGAUUAGUUUUAUUGUUUCGUCAACUGAGACACAAUAAUAUUAUUGAUAAGUUUGUAGAAUUCUAAGCUAUUCCAUUUGGACAAUGAGUACGGCACGUUUUGCCCGUUCGGGGCGCGUUAGGAUCUGUAUUCUGAUGAGCAUGUUUGUUGUCGUCAUUAUGAUGAUUGUCAUUUACCACAUGUCCCAACAGCAACUUGACGAGACCAGAGUUUUCCGCCUGCACUGCGAACAAAAACAGGAGGAAUUGAGCUUAAGGCUGCAAUCACUCACGGAAAACAAACAAGCAGCAGAGAAAAAUGUGGAGUUAUUACGUGCUGAAAAGCAAAGCAUACAGGAUGACUAUGAAAAGCAACAGGAUGUGGAGAGAACGCUUCAGCAGAAGUACGAUGUGCAAGUCAAUAGGUACAAAGUACUCGAGGCCAAGCAUAACGAAUUGCUAACUGAAAGUGAAAAAAUCAAAAAGAAGCACAUUGAAGACACAACUACGUUGCUCGAACAGCUGCAAAAGCUGCAACAGAACAACAAACAGCAGGAGGCAACCAUCUGGAAGGAAAAGUACGAAACAUUGUUGAAAGAAUCUGAGCACAAAACGCAUACACUAGAGCAAGCGCUUGAAAAACUGAAUGCUCAGUGUAAAUCGGGGGCUCCGGCGCAGGCACAGACACAACCAAAACAACAGCUUGUUAAGCCAAUUGACUCCCUGACUGCCGACACAACGUCCGGUCGUCAGUCAAGUCCAGCCCAACCGGCGCACAGCAUUGAGAAGCCGCGCAACAACAAGUCCUUCAACGAGCAAGUACAAGUGAGUCAAGGGCUGUAUAGAAUCGGUAUCGCCAAGCCCAGCCAGGCAACUAACACAACAACUAAAUCCCAUGGUGUCGGUACGGAGCAGCGGCAGGAACUGCAACGGCAACUGCAACAACAGCAACCAUUGCAGCGCUUCGAUGUGCGCAACAAUCAUAGCCUCAUACUAAACUCUGUUGAAAAUUUUCAGAUGGUCCCCAAAGCGCUUAAAACGGUUGCUGAUGAAACAAACAAACAGCAGCAAGAACAGCCCGAGUUAGCUGCAGCUGGUUCAGCUGUUUCGCCACUGAGUGCACCGCGAAAAUCUAACUCUAGUACUCCAAAUUCCGAAGUAUCACCAAACGCUUCUGUUGCGCCCAAGGCAUUAGGAAGCAGCAGUAGUGGUCAGCCGCCAUUGGUCAUGCCACCAGCGAAACCAUCCGCUGAAGUCAAGGUUGAACGUAAGCUGCCGGAGAAUGUUGCACCCAUUCCAGAUAACUUCGAUGGCAAAGCCGAUGGAGCUGCAGACGUAGAUACGGCAGCCGAAGAGCUGCCCAAAAACGAGAAUAAUAAUCGGUAUUCCAAUGUCGUGAACGAUAUGGAGACUAACAAAAAUCAAGGAGCACUUGAUUCUGGAGCGCAUGAAGUGAAAGAUGCGCUAAACGAGCAGAACUUCAAUUUACCUGGCGCCGGGCACAAUUUAUUUGAUGGUGACCUCGCUGGUGCACAUGGAGCUGAAGCGGAUAACAAAAUGCUCGCCGCAGAUGCAGCCGCUGUUGGCGGUGGUGGCGGCGAUGACGAUGACGACGUCAUUCUUGGAGAUGUAGCUGUGAAGCAGCCGCAGCAUUUGCUGGAGAAUGACAAUUUAAACAAUGAAAUCGCCGGUGAUCAGGGCAAGGAAUUUGGUGAGGCUGUUCAUCUGGACGAUGGCAUGGAUGAAGAUCAAGACGAGGAUGAUUACAACGUGCCGGCACGCAAGCCGGGCGCAGAUUCGCCCGUUAGAAAUUAGAUGAUUCACUAUAGAUUUAAUAAUGGCUUACGAUAGUAUUUAAUUAUGGCAUCUCUCUGACAGUCUUGGUUAGUUCUUUUUGAUAAAGAAGAGAAGAAGACAAACACCAGCCACUUUAGUUAAGAUUCAGUCCCUUUUAUAUUGAUACAAUUUGCUGAAAAACUACGAGUUCACAAUCGCUGGUAUAUAUUGCAGAACUUGUUUUAGUUAAUAACAAAUUAAUUCAAAAGUUUUAGUUUAACCAUUUUAGUAUUUGAACCUACAAUACAAUUGGCUUAAAUCAUGUCACUAAACAUGAAAUUUUGAAAAUCUUGUUUUAAUGUACCCCACACACUGUUUUAAACCUUUUAUAUUAAACACAACAUUUUUAAAAAUCCAUAUGAUGUGACAAAUAAAUGAAAACUCUAAUAGCUAAGCCAAUUAUAUUGUAUAUAAGCAAACAGAUACAUUGUUUAAUUAAAGUUUGCAGUUGAUUCUUUAAUGGUGUUCAGUUUAACGAAUAUAACUAAAAUAUUCAAUGCUCUAUAAUGGAUUUUGAGGCGUUUUAUAUUAAAUUAGCUGCGCUUUUUUCCCCACUUGUAACUCAAUAGUUCUCUUGAAGUUGUAAGUAUAUACUUUGUUUUCUGUGAUAAAAACUUGCUAAGCUGCAUUUUUUGGUUGCUUUAAACAAAUUGCGUCUAUACUGAUUUAUAUAUGUACUAGGAUAUGCUAAGUCCCUCAAAUAAUAAUUUAAUAAGCCCAUAUGUAAAAGUAGAUCGAACAAAAUGUGUCUAUAAAUUAAAUGAAACUCAGAAAUUUUAUUUAAAGCAAAAUGAAUAUAAAUUGCAUAAAUGUUAA
Molecule: messenger RNA, 2643 nt
Organism: Drosophila mojavensis
Lineage: Eukaryota; Metazoa; Arthropoda; Insecta; Diptera; Drosophilidae
Product: transcription factor SPT20 homolog
Exons: 4
Coding region: 97-1806 (569 amino acids)
Source: RefSeq, a predicted model, not a curated record